Molecule: messenger RNA, 1674 nt
Organism: Solanum tuberosum (potato)
Lineage: Eukaryota; Viridiplantae; Streptophyta; Magnoliopsida; Solanales; Solanaceae
Product: probable WRKY transcription factor 53
Exons: 3
Coding region: 472-1389 (305 amino acids)
Biological process (GO): regulation of DNA-templated transcription
Cellular component (GO): nucleus
Molecular function (GO): transcription cis-regulatory region binding; DNA-binding transcription factor activity
Source: RefSeq, a predicted model, not a curated record
UAUAAAAAAACAAGUUGUCACUUAAAAAGUAUUUUUCUUUUGUAUGCCGAGUAUAUAUUAUUGUAUGCGGACAUACAAACAAAAUACAUAUAACCAUUGUUACUUUUUGAAGAUUUUGUAUCUGUAAAAUAUUGGUGUCCAUUGGUCUCCAUCUUACUAAUAGAAGGAAAGGACGAGGAAAGGGAGGUUUUGAAUUGCUCAGAAGUUUGUCUUCAUUAAUUUCCACACAUCUAAACACUCAGAAAAAUCAUUCUAAGACCUUCACUUUGACCGUUUCCGCUUAUAUUAGAUCUAACCAACUGCUCAUCCUAAAUUCUCCGGGUAAUCUUUUGUCAAUAGCAAUUCACUCAUAAAUCAUACGUAAGUUCAUAUCGUGGAUAUAAUUCUGUAUAAUCUAAGUUUUAGUGUGCAACUUCAGUUCAGGGGUAUCAACAUCAAUCAAGAAAACUAAAAGACACCCUUGUCUUUAACAUGGAUUACGACUCGCUCAUCAAUAAGCUAACUCAAGGCAUGGAACACACUAAGCAGCUCAGAACUUACCUGAGCUCCGUAGCUUCCACUUCUAAAGCGAUUCCAGAAUUGCUUCUGCAAAAGAUUCUUUCUUCUUAUGAACAAUCUCUGUUAAUUCUCAAAUGGAGUGGCUCACCAGUCCAAUCCGUUCCAGCAGCUCCUGCAAUCGAAUCAAUGGUAUCUGGUGAUGUAAAACCUAGGAGUGAUGACAACAAAAGGAGUUCCGAAGAUCAUCAGAAGCUCAUACAUAUUUCAAAAAGAAGAAAACCAUACUUUUCCGAACAAGUAAGAGUCAAAUCUGAGAGUGAAGUUGAAGGUCCUCAGGAUGAUGGAUAUAGCUGGAGAAAGUAUGGGCAGAAAGAUAUUCUUGGAGCUGUGUUUCCAAGAGACUGCUAUAGAUGUACAUCUCGUCACAUGCAAAGGUCUGAUGUUGAUCGUACUGUAUUUGAGAUCACAAACAAAGGCUACCAUACUUGUCUGAGACACCAAGUUACUAACUCUACACUACAAGCAACAUCGCCAGAGAAAGAAGCCAGCCAUCACGGCGUGAUAGUAGGUGGAUGUUCAUCAUCUUUUGUCUCUCCUACAACCCCUGAAUCAAACUACUUGUCAAUCUCUAACUGCCAGAUGAAUGGUCUUGGAAUAGCUCACAACUUAGACCAUUCAGAAUCAUACCCCAGUGAUAUUGGACUAUUUCGUGACUUGCACCAUUCAGACUCAGACCGCACUGAUAUCUCCGCCAACACUUCCACAACAAGUUCUUCAAUGGGUGGUGAGUUUGCUAGAUUAUCUGGAGGUAGACCCGAUUUUUCCAUUUGGACAAAACGACAUCCCCAGACCAAAGCUAAUACUCCCCAAAAGGAUGAUAAGGAUGAAUAGUUUUGAUCUUAUCACCAAGUUACUCUAUCGAGAUUGCAAAAUUUAGCAAUAAAUCUAGCAGGUUGCAGAUUAGAAACUAGCUAUGAUAUUAGUACCAAUAGUCUACUGUGUUGUUUCAAGGGCUGAGUGAAAUUCAAGGAUAUUCUAGCAAAAAGUUAUUAAAUAUUCAUGAAUUUUAUAUAGCUACAGACAAUUUGGAUAGGCUUAUGUUCGUGUACAAUCAUAAGCAACCCAAUUCGUUUGGGCUACACUAUCAUCAGUCAUGUCUUCGUUCAACUUAAAGUC